UUUGCAGAUUGUAGGAAGAGUUUAGAGGUAUAUUCUUGGGUGGGAAUAAUCUUUUUUUUUUUUGGGUACCUAACUUUCUUGUUACUUCAUUUGGAGUGGCAGUUUCAUAAGAAAGGCAUUUCAGCUCUCACAAUCAAUCUUCAUUCCAUCUAUAGUGAUAUUCUUCAACCUUCCAGUCCACCCCUUUCAAUUAUGGCAGACAACAGUUCGUUCCCAACGGUAGGAGAAGUACCUGUUUCACCUCCUUGUCUUAUGAAGGCCAAGGUUUCAUGGAUGUCCACAGUGAGGGGUAAUCUUUCACACGAAGAACGUAUAUUGAGAAGGGUUAGAGGUAUAUUGAACAAGCUGACAGUGGAGAAGUACACAAUUUUGAGAACCCAACUCAUUGAUUCAGGGAUCACAACCCUGCACAUUUUACAAGGCGCUGUGUCUCUGAUAUUGAACAAGGCUUUUGCGGAACCAAUGUUUUGUCCUCUGUACGCUUUUCUAUGUCAUGAACUGUCAUGCAGCUGGCUCUUGGAUCCUCCAGAUGGGCUCCCAUCAUUUUGUUCGGAUAAGCGUUUGGGUAAAGAAAUCACAUUUAAGCGUAUCCUUGUGAAUAAAUGCCAGAAAGCGUUUGAGCUUGAAAAUAUGAAGGUAGCAGAGACCAGGCAGCAGAUUGUGACAGGGGUCUCUUCAGAUGAUAGAUACAAAGAGAGAAGACGAAAUCUUGGGGACAUACAAUUUAUUUGUGAGCUCUUGAAGCAAAAAAUUUCAAUUCUGCCAGUUUUUAUUGUACAUAGGAUCCUUGGGCAGUUGUUGGAUCCAAAUGAUGCCGAGGUGAAUGUCGAGGCAGUGUGUUUGUUACUGAGUACAGUUGGUAAGGAGCUGGAUGAGUGGUGCACCUGGGUAUCAAAGAGGAAAGAGCUUUCGAAUGAGUCCCCAAAUGAGUAUCACAGGUGGCAUGAAACUUACUUCGGUUGGCUAAAAGACGUGCUGGCAACACAUCCCCAAAUGGAAACACGGUUGAAGUUCAUGAUUCGCAAUCUUCUGGAUCUCCGGGCAAACAAAUGGGUCGAUCUGAGACAUAAUAACGUCAAAGAUAAGACAAUUCCUGAAUUAAUCAGUGCUUCAGAGGAAAGUGCAAGUAGUACCAUAAAUACGAGGAAUCGUAGGGCAGUACAAUUUCAUCCCAAGAACCAACCUGACCCCCACAGUUGGUGAUGCAAUGAUGACGUGGAGUUUCCUUACCAGUGGCAGCUAUCUAUGUGUGCGUGUGUGUUUGUUUGGAUUCCUUUUUUAUUACAAUGAUCUUGUAGAAAGUCUACUUGUAUAUAUUAGUGGUGGUGGUGGUUGUGCACAUCUUUUUCAAUAUCGAGCAGCGCAGUACUGCUUGCAUUCUUGUGAAUGACUUCUUCAGUGGCGUGUUUGGCUUCUUGAUUGGGUGAGGUUUGGGGUGUUGGAUUAAAAGAUGAAGAAGUAGUGAAGUUGGUGUUGUGGCUUUGACAAGGAGAGCUGUGUUGACCUUGGUUUAUUGGAAAUGUUAGGACUUGGAGGAAGUUGUAACCAGGGAUUUGGAGGCCUAUUACACCAGCCAUGAUGUUUCACUGAUGGGGUUUUAUGCAUUUCCCUGUGACUUGGAUACUUACACCCAAGUUAUUCCUUACUUUUGAGUUUUCUUUUCUUUUCCCAGAUGGUACCUACCUUUCUUGUCAUCACUUUACUUUGUAAUGAGAAACAUUUUCAACUCUCACUUUUAUUCUUCAUUAUAUCUUCGGUGAUCUUCUUCAUCCUCCCAAUCCACCACCCCCUUCGGUUAUGGCAGACACCAGUUCUACCCCAGAGGUGGGAGAAGGAUCUGCUCUUCCUCCUUGUCUUAUGAAGGCUGAGGUUUCAUGGAUGUCCACCGUGAGGGGUAAUCUGUCCUAUGAAGAACGUAUAUUGAGAAGAGUUAGAGGUGUUGCAUGUCUGAUAUUUCACAAGGCUUUGGCGGAGCCAAUGUUUUGUCCUCUCUACGCUUUUCUAUGUCAUGAACUGUCACUUCCUCCACAUGGGCUCCCAUCAUUUCCUUUUGAGUGCGGGUGGCAAGAAAUCACAUUCGAGCGUCUCUUCGUGAGUAGAUGCCAGGAAGCCUUUGAAAGUGAGAACAGGAAGUUAGCAGAAACCAGGCAGCAGAUUGUGACAGGGGUCUCUUCAGAUGUUAGAUAUAAAGAGAGAAGACGAAAUCUUGGAGACCUGCAAUUUAUUUGUGAGCUCAUGAAGCAAAUUAGUUAUCCAAUUCUGCAGAUAUCUCUUGCACAUCAAAUUCUUUAUCAGUUAUUGGAUCCGAAUGAUGUCGAGGUGAAUGUUGAGGCAAUAUGCUUUUUUUUAAACACAGUUGGUAAGGAGGUGGACGAGUUAUCCAGCAAGGCACGUACUAACAACGAUGUUCACUUUAAGUCGUCUGGAAGACGUGCUGACAACACAUCCCCAGUUGGAAACACGGCUAAAGUUCAUGAUUCACAAUCUUAUGGAUGUGAAGAUGACUUGGCUUAAACUAUAUCAAAUGAUAAACUAACAUGUGAAGGGUAUAAUCGUCAUGCAACUUAAACAUAACAUGUCUCAUAAAUAAUACGUAAGAAUUCGACAAAUUUUAUAUAUUUGGAAAGCUUUUUGAAAGACCUACACA
Messenger RNA from Papaver somniferum (opium poppy), 2647 nucleotides. RefSeq names its product eukaryotic translation initiation factor-like. The transcript is spliced from 4 exons. Gene Ontology annotation, molecular function: protein binding; translation initiation factor activity; mRNA binding. The coding region runs from base 1798 to 2514 and encodes 238 amino acids. NCBI's taxonomy places the organism in Eukaryota, Viridiplantae, Streptophyta, Magnoliopsida, Ranunculales, Papaveraceae. Gene Ontology annotation, cellular component: eukaryotic translation initiation factor 4F complex. The record is from RefSeq and is a predicted model, not a curated record.